Molecule: messenger RNA, 831 nt
Organism: Pseudoliparis swirei
Lineage: Eukaryota; Metazoa; Chordata; Actinopteri; Perciformes; Liparidae
Product: gap junction beta-1 protein-like
Exons: 1
Coding region: 7-831 (274 amino acids)
Biological process (GO): cell communication
Cellular component (GO): connexin complex
Source: RefSeq, a predicted model, not a curated record
UCGAAGAUGAACUGGGGCUCCUUCUACGCCGUGAUCAGCGGCGUGAACAGGCACUCCACGGGCAUCGGGCGCGUCUGGCUCUCCGUCAUCUUCAUCUUCCGCAUCCUGGUGCUGGUGGUGGCGGCGGAGAGCGUCUGGGGGGACGAGAGGUCCGGCUUCGUGUGCAACACGCAGCAGCCCGGCUGCAGCAGCGUCUGCUACGACCACUUCUUCCCCGUGUCGCACAUCCGCCUGUGGGCGCUGCAGCUCAUCCUGGUGUCCACGCCGGCGCUGCUGGUGGCCAUGCACGUGGCCCACCGGCGCCACGCCCACAAGAAGCUGCUGAGGAGGACGGGCCGCGGCGGCCCCGAGGAGCUGGAGCGCGCCAAGAACCAGAGGUUCCGGAUCACCGGCGCUCUGUGGUGGACCUACAUGCUCAGCAUCUUCUUCCGGGUCUCCCUGGAGCUGGCCUUCCUCUUCCUCUUCUACCUGCUGUACCCGGGCUUCCGGAUGCUGCGCCUGGUGAAGUGCUCCGCGUACCCGUGCCCCAACACGGUGGACUGCUUCGUGUCGCGGCCCACGGAGAAGACCGUCUUCACGGCCUUCAUGCUGGCCGUGUCCGGGCUGUGCGUGCUGCUCAACCUGGCCGAGGCCGCCUACCUGCUGGGCCGGGCCUGCCGCCGCCUCCGGGGCUCCGAGGAGGAGUCCAAAGGGGCCUGGAUCAGUCGGAGGUGGUCCACGUACCGGCACAACGAGAUCAACCAGCUCAUAGCGGACCGGUCCCUCAAGGCCAAGUCCACCGGGACCAAGAAGAGCCCGGCAGAGAAGACCGACCGCUGCUCUGCCUGCUGA